Carya illinoinensis is the source of this 2138-nucleotide messenger RNA. Its product is annotated as serine/threonine-protein kinase-like protein At1g28390. Gene Ontology annotation, molecular function: ATP binding; protein kinase activity. Gene Ontology annotation, cellular component: plasma membrane. Bases 361 to 1953 code for a protein of 530 amino acids. The record is from RefSeq and is a predicted model, not a curated record. Gene Ontology annotation, biological process: protein phosphorylation. NCBI's taxonomy places the organism in Eukaryota, Viridiplantae, Streptophyta, Magnoliopsida, Fagales, Juglandaceae. The transcript has a single exon.
ACCCGAGAAAGAGACGAGAAAAAGCAGGGGGAAUUCCUGCCCAAAGUUGCACGCUUUUGCAUGUAAAAACCAAUAAGUUUUCAAUUUCAAAGCUUUGAUCGUUUUGAUUUCACAUCUUGCCCAAGCUGUAAAUCAGCGAUACGACUUUAGCGACCACAAUUCCACCAACCUUUGCAGUAAUGGCUUUUGCCGCUCUCGUUUUCCACCACCUCCUUCUCCCCACCACAACCACGUUUACCACCUCUCUUUGUAUCUCUUUCUUUAUUUACUCUCUAAUCGAUUUCUCUCUUCUUUUCGCCUCUCCGAGACAGACCUUCAUACCCAAUAGCCAUCCGCCCAGAGACAGCUAAUUAACUAAGCAUGGGCUAUCUCUCUUGCAAUGCUGAGUCCGCCAUAGCCAUCUGCGACUCCUACUAUUCCGCUGUCAAGAACAGACCAAGAACCCGAACUCGCAAACACAGUAAGGCGGUGCAAAUCAGACAGUUUUUGUACGCCGAGUUAGUUGCCGCCACCGAUGGCUUCUCAGCGGAGAGCUUCUUAGGCAAAGGCAGCCAUGGGAGUGUCUAUAAAGCCGUCCUCGACGAUGGCAAGCUCGUCGCUGCUGUCAAAAGGACGAAGCUUCUUAAUCCCUCAACAACAACGACAAGCUUCCAAAAUCAUCAGUACCACAACAGCAACUGCACCAAUUGUUGCAACUGUACCAGCCCCGCAGAGAACGAGAUUGAGAUACUCUCCAGGGUACAACACCCUCGGCUUGUGAACUUGUUGGGAUUCUGUUCUGACUCCAGCAACAGGAAACUGCUUGUCGUCGAGUACAUGCCAAACGGUUCCCUCUACGAUCUCUUACACUCGACUUCCAUAUCACCGCCAGGUUGGACACGGCGGGUGCGGUUCGCGGUUCAGAUAGCAAAAGCGGUCCUGGCGCUACACUCGUCGAAUCCUCCGGUUAUUCACCGAGACAUAAAGUCCUCGAACGUCUUAAUCGAUGAGAACAGGAACGCGAGGUUGGGAGAUUUCGGAUUGGCCCUGAGGGGACACGUGGAAGACGUGCGGAUAAAGUGCACUCCUCCGGCGGGAACUUUAGGGUACCUCGACCCUGGCUAUCUAGCGCCGGGAGAUCUGAGCACCAAGAGCGACGUGUUCAGCUUUGGGAUCUUGCUUUUGGAGAUCAUCAGCGGCAGGCACGCCAUCGAUGUUAAUUACAGUCCGCCAUCGGUGGUUGACUGGGCCGUGCCGUUGAUUAAGCACGGCGAUUUCUCCGGGAUCUGUGACUACCGGAUCAGUUCUCCGUCUGAUCUAGCGGUGAUCCGACAUCUUGGGGUGCUCGCCGCCAGGUGCGUUCGAUCAAGCGCGGAAAAACGUCCGGAUAUGGCGGAGGUUGUGGAGUGCUUGAAAAUCGUCGCCAAGAAGGUCCACACGCCGCCGAUCUGGAAAAACUUGAGGCAACGAGUGACGUGCGUCGACAGCACUCGAUCGUCGACGAAGUGGGAAACAUACGACAGGAGUACUGAAGAUGUUGUGAAGGUUACGAAACUCGGAAGUAGACGAAACAGGAAAGUAUCCAGUGUUCCAGGUGCAGAUUAUGGGAGUGAACCUACCAGUUCGGUCGGCGACCGAAUGGUUAGAUCGAAAUCGGUGGGUUAUUACAGCGAAACAAAAGCGGGGUCGGAUUCAAACUUGAGCGCAAAUCGACGUGUGUCGAAUAGAAGGAAGCCAGGAAUGGCAGUGAAAAUGCCAGUGGUGAAGCUGAGCAAAUCAAGGUCCAUGGGAGUCUUGCAAAGUCCCCGCCUCGUACAGUACAUCAAGAAUGGAGGCUUUUUGUUUGAGUUUGGGGGGAAUAAUCCUCGGACUUCUACAGGAAUCGACAUGUCCAAGUUGUUGAUUGGUUUGGACGAGGAGUCCGAAAACAUCAUGCUCGAGAAACCAUUGGUUUCAACUUUCCAUAUAAUAUAAAUGCACUCAAGAAUUGAUGAUCAGAAUUUACAACUCCCAUACGAACUAUCUCAAUCGUUUCGUUGUAAUAGCAAGAGUAAGUUGUCUCGACGUCGCUGCACUGCAAAUGGUGUCAUGUCUUACAGGCGAGUCGAGGUCGAUCCAACUUGCUUUUUAAUAAAAUGUAUACGUUUUUUUUUAUACUA